Molecule: messenger RNA, 954 nt
Organism: Yamadazyma tenuis ATCC 10573
Lineage: Eukaryota; Fungi; Ascomycota; Pichiomycetes; Serinales; Debaryomycetaceae
Gene: GCN3
Product: translation initiation factor eIF2B subunit alpha
Biological process (GO): translational initiation
Cellular component (GO): eukaryotic translation initiation factor 2B complex
Molecular function (GO): guanyl-nucleotide exchange factor activity; translation initiation factor activity
Source: RefSeq, a predicted model, not a curated record
AUGAGUCAAGACUUUGAUAUCACACAGGUAUACCUUAAGUUCUUGGAGGACGACCAGGACAUGACGAUGCCGAUUGCGGCCAUCGAGUCACUUGUGACGAUGCUCCGGAUCAAGCAGCCAUCCACAUCUUCCGAGUUGAUCAACUUGGUCAAAUCCAAUACCGAUAAGUUAAAAAGCUCCAUCUCCAACGCCAUAUCACUUUCUGCCGGUUGUGAUUUGUUCAUGAGAUUUGUCUUGAGAAACAUCAACUUAUACUCCGACUGGGAGUCAUGCCGAAGAGACUUGGUGGAAAAUGGAGAACUCUUUGUCCAAAGAGCAAAAGAAUCCCGAUCCAAAGCCGCUCAGUUUGGACUCCCGUUCAUAAAAGACGACGAUAUCAUUCUUGUCCACUCCUUCUCGAGAGUGGUGUACCAGAUGUUGCUUAUGGCCAAGAAGGAAAAGCUCAUUCGGUUCCGGGUCAUUGUUACCGAGUCCCGUCCUAGUGAAAAGGGUUACCAUAUGGCAUCACUCUUGAGAACAGCAGGAAUCCCUGUGGAAGUGAUUGUGGACAAUGCUGUGGGCUACGUGAUACACAAAGUCGACAAAAUCAUUGUGGGGGCGGAAGGGGUGGCGGAAAGUGGUGGGAUCAUCAACCAUAUCGGUUCGUAUCAGAUUGGAUGCUUGGCCAAAACCAACAACAAACCCUUUUACGUGGUGACAGAGUCCCAUAAGUUUGUCAGAUUGUUCCCGUUGGCACCGGACGACUUACCUAACCAGAUUAGUCCGGUGUUAUCGGCCACCAAUAGUAGUAUCAAUGCAAUUCUUGAGUCUGAAUCCGAUAACCCCAAGAGUCUUCUCAGCAUCCAGCAAAUCGACUUCACCCCCCACGAGUUCAUCACCGCGUUGAUCACCGACUUGGGAGUCUUGACCCCGUCGGCGGUGUCGGAAGAAUUGAUCAAAAUAUGGUAUGAUUAA